AAAAGCACGGCCAGACCAUGCUAUGACGACUUCCCUGCUCCUGCAUCCACACUGGGCGGAUACAUUGAUGUACGUGUAUGAAACAAGCCCGAAUGAUAAGACUCAUAAGAGCAGCCCAGCCAUGGAGGGACUGAGUGGGAACUGUUCAAGCACUCACUGUAGGGAUUAUAUUUCUCACCCAGCUCUGGGGCGCCAUUCCAGCACCAUUGGGACCCACCAAGGACCUGUGUACACGGAUAUAACCACCCCAGAGGCUGCCAGGCAAUGCCCAGGACCCCCUUCUUCAUCCAACGCUUCCCUUGGCUAUGCCUACCCGUUUGGAAGCAGCUACUAUGGCUGCAGGUUGUCUCAGUCCCAUAACGUGAAUUUGCACCAGAAGCCCUGUUCCUACCACCCCAAUGAGAAAUACCCAGAGCCCAGCAACUCUCUGCAAAGCGAGGAUUUCUCCAGCAGGGCCAAGGAAUUUGCAUUUUAUCCUAGUUUUGCCAGUUCUUACCAGGCGGUGCCUGGGUAUUUGGACAUGUCAGUGGUGCCAGGGAUCAGUAGCCACCCAGAGCCCAGGCAUGACACUCUGAUCUCUAUGGAAGGCUACCAGCACUGGGCUCUGCCUAACGGGUGGGAUGGACAAGUCUACUGUUCUAAGGAUCAAACCCAGUCCAGCCAUCUAUGGAAAGCACCGUUUCCAGAUGUGGUCCCCCUGCAACCAGAGGUAAGCAGCUACCGCAGGGGCAGGAAAAAAAGAGUCCCCUACACAAAAAUCCAGCUGAAAGAACUAGAGAAGGAGUAUGCAGCCAGCAAAUUCAUUACCAAAGAGAAAAGGCGAAGGAUCUCCACUGCCACUAGUCUCUCUGAGCGCCAGGUUACUAUAUGGUUUCAAAACCGAAGAGUCAAAGAAAAGAAAGUAAUUACCAAAUGUAAAACCCCCCACCUUCACAACACCUGACCAGAGGAGGAAACCUAGCUAUACCCCAGAACAAAUAUUUAUCUCAUUCCCAGUGUAUAGGACAUGUCUUCACAAAACUCUAUGGAAUAUUUAAUAUAGGAAUGGAACCCUUAACUAAACUGGCUGGAUCUAUAGCAAGGAUCCACUGCUCAAUGUGUCACAAACCCCUGGACUCCAGCUGUGAAUAUUAAGGAGUUCUAAUGAUGGGCUGGAUAUACACUUAUUAAACAUUGAAUGCAACCAUUUUCAUGGGAUGUGGUUCUGUCACUGCCAUUGGCAGCAAGGAUGACUUGAAACAUCUGUUCACAUCUUCCAUUUCCUGAAAUCUUUACCAAUCGUCUAAUAUAACUUGUAUAUAUGUUCUAAAGUUCAUCUGUAACACACCUGUUUUGUUGCCUGUGCUUAAAUAUUAUGUACAAAGAGAAGAAUACAUUCUGUG
Messenger RNA from Pelobates fuscus (common spadefoot toad), 1382 nucleotides. It is a transcript of the gene HOXC13, whose product is annotated as homeobox C13. The record is from RefSeq and is a predicted model, not a curated record. Gene Ontology annotation, biological process: regulation of transcription by RNA polymerase II. Gene Ontology annotation, molecular function: RNA polymerase II cis-regulatory region sequence-specific DNA binding; DNA-binding transcription factor activity, RNA polymerase II-specific. Lineage: Eukaryota; Metazoa; Chordata; Amphibia; Anura; Pelobatidae. The transcript has 2 exons. The coding region runs from base 23 to 943 and encodes 306 amino acids.